Messenger RNA from Agrilus planipennis (emerald ash borer), 2070 nucleotides. It is a transcript of the gene Ada2b, whose product is annotated as transcriptional adapter 2B. Gene Ontology annotation, cellular component: nucleus; SAGA-type complex. Lineage: Eukaryota; Metazoa; Arthropoda; Insecta; Coleoptera; Buprestidae. The transcript has 11 exons. Gene Ontology annotation, biological process: regulation of transcription by RNA polymerase II; chromatin remodeling. The record is from RefSeq and is a predicted model, not a curated record. Gene Ontology annotation, molecular function: chromatin binding; transcription coactivator activity; zinc ion binding. Bases 64 to 1428 code for a protein of 454 amino acids.
UUUCAGUUGAAGAAGUUAUUGUUGGACUGACGUGCGUGGUGUGUGUGCGUGUGUGUGCCUAAAAUGGCUGAUUUAUUCUGUAAAGUAAGUUGUACAUAUUGUCAAGAUGAAAUUAACGGCUUAAGAGUGCAAUGCUGCGUUUGUCCUGAUUUUGAAACUUGCCUACAGUGUUUUUCGAGUGGCGCUGAAAUUGGAACGCACAGAAAUGAUCAUGCAUACAAAUUCGUGGACCACUGUGCAGUUAGUAUAUUUGGGGGUAGGGGCACCUGGACAGGGCGAGAAGAAUUGCAGUUAUUGGAUGCAAUGGAGCAUUAUGGAUUUGGUAAUUGGGAAUUUGUUAGCAGACAAAUUGAAACAAGAACUGCAGAAGAAGUUAAAGAUGAAUAUUUACGUCGAUUUUUGGAAGGAAAUAUUGGUAAGAUAACAUGGACAGAAGUGGCCAACAAUCGUCCUAUUCUUACAGAACAUACAGUUGAAGAUAAGGGUCCCUUGUCUCCAACAAUAAUGUCAAGGUUACCUCCCUUGGAUGCUAGUCCAGAAGAAGCAACACAGUUAGGGUACAUGUCACGUAGAGAUGAUUAUGAGAGGGAAUUUGAUAUGGAAUCUGAACAGUUAGUUUCAUCCUUGCAAUUGAAUACAUUUGAAGAUAGUGAUAUAGAAAUUGCACUUAAACUAGCUCAAGUAGACAUGUAUAUUAGAAGAUUAAGGGAGAGAGCUAGAAGGAAAAGAAUGGUUCGUGAUUAUCAAUUAGUUGCUAAGUUUUUUACAAACCAACGUAAAAAUUACAACAAAAGGCCUCUAACUAAAGAUCAAAGGGAGUUCAGGGACAGAAUGAGGGUUUUUAGUCAGUUUUUGACUUCUGGUGAACAUGAGAGACUCAUUCAAAGCAUAGAAAAGGAGCAGGAGUUAAGACAUCGAUUAUCAGAAUUAUUUAAGUAUCGAAGUCUAGGACUAACUACCCAAGAUGAAGCAAUUCAUUAUGAACAACAUGCUGAAUUCCAGAGGCAGCAAAAGGCUGGCAGCCGUGGCUACGAAAUGUCACUCCCGGAAAUUCAAUUAAAAAACGGAAGAAACGAGGACGUCCAAAAUUUCAUCGGAGAAAAAUCCAUGUGGCUUCAAGACGGCGCAUCCGAGAGCUUCAACUUCAACAACAACAACUUCGACGACAGCAUCACGAACAGUGCAGCUGAAAGCGUCAGCUUGUGUCCCGAAAAUCUAUUGUCACAGCAGGAAAUACAACUUUGCACAUCUCUAAAGUUGGAUCCCGUACAAUACGUUACUUUAAAGGGGCUCAUAAUUCAGGAUCAUUUCUCUCAGGGUAGAUUAAAGUUUAGUGAAACAGAGACUGGUCUUGAGCCUAGUGUAAAAGAGGCGGUGACGCAAUAUCUGAGCUCCAGCGGAUGGUUGCCCAGUUUAUCUGCCGCAUAAUUUUCUACUGCCGUUUUAUUAUAUUGCACGAAUAUUGCAUUCAGGUAUUGUUUUAAGUGUUCAUUUUUUUAACAAGUGCACAGGGACAUGUUCGUUUUUUUUUAGGUUUAAAUGUAAUAAUUGGAUUUAAACGAUUAGAAUAAGUUUUUAAUUCAAUUUUGAUUUUUUUAUGUAUUUAUAGAAAGGUUGCAUUUUCUUUUGGUGUUUUGCAAUCUGCAGUUUUCUUUUUGUUUUUUAGUACUUUUAUUUAUUGAAAGUAGUUCGCAGGAAACAAGUUGUGUGCAAAAGUUCAUUAUAGGAAUAUAUAUUUUUUUAUUAGAUUAAAAGUCUAAAUAGGUAUCUAAUAAAAAUAAUUUCUCUUUUUCUGUGAUAUAAGACUGGAUGGUUAGUGGCGUUGUACUUGAAACAGGACAAAAAUGUAUAUGAUAUGCUUUAAAGAGUAAUGAGAUUGUGAAUCCCAUGAAAUAGUCAGGCUUAUUGAACUUUUCAAGUAACAAAUAAUUUAAUUAAUGGAUAAAUUGAUAUGAUUUACUGUGUAACGUGUUUAAAACAUACAUAACAAUACAUGAAGAUUAUUUUUAAGAAUAAGUUGUAUGAUAUUAACCAGGUAAAGUACAAAUAAAUUAUGAAGUUAAAUAUUGA